AUUUUUUCUUCUCUCUCUCUCUCUCUCGUUCUCUCGACCCCUUCAAUACAGUCUCCUCCAAUUCAGUCUUCGUAGCCAUGAAAGCUCUCCUUCCUUAAACGCAGGCUUCCUUCUUCACGUGGGUCUGGGUUGGUUCUUCUUCUACCAUGGAGGUGGACGCAGUUCAAGUUAAUGACCUUGUGAAUGGCAUUGAGGAGCACACAGAUGAGCAAUCACUUUCGCCAGAAGGUUCUGAUGCUUCUGAUUCUUAUAUCGAUCAGGACAUAUUUCCUCGGGUGGGUGAACAGUACCAGGUUGAAAUCCCACCUUUAAUGUCACAAUCUGAUUAUCGCUGGUUACAAAAGAACGUAAAUGAUGUGGAGAGCACUGCAGCUACUCCCCAUGAUUUUUCAGUCGGGUUGGCUAUACCAAUAACUUGGAUUGAUAUGGGGGUAGGGAAUAAAAGGCACAAGCCACUGGAAGAUGCUUGCAAAUCAGGUGGAAUUGCUAAUAAAUUUGAGUUUUCAAAAGCAAAAUGCAACAAAAAGGGCCCUAAUUCUUCAGAUUCUAAUGAAUCAAAUUCUAAACAUGAGGACGUUGACAAUUUGUCGGUCAAUAGGACCAACAUGGAAGAAUCUACGAAUUUCAAUAUGCAGCAGGAAACAAUGAUUGAGGUGCAUGCGAAAAAUAAAGGCAAAGGCUUCUGUCUCGUUCCUGGGUCUUCAUGUGACACCUGGAAUGAAAAAGAAGAGGCCAGGUUCAUUCUCAGCUUGUAUAUAUUUGGGAAGAAUCUGGUUCAAGUGAAAAGAUUUAUGGGCAAUAAGAAGAUGAGGGACAUAUUGUCAUUCUAUUAUGGAAAAUUUUACAGGUCUGAGAAAUAUCGUAAGUGGUCAGAAUGUAGGAAAAUGAGAAGCAGAAAAUGCAUUUAUGGGCAGAAAAUUUUUACUGGAGCAAGGCAACAAGAACUGCUAUCUCGUCUACUACCCAAUUUAUCAGAGGAAUGCUGCAAACAUUUACUUGAGGUGUCGAAGACAUUUGCGGAGGGCAAAAUGCUUCUAGAAGACUAUGUUUUAACUUUGAAGGCUCUAGCGGGGCUUGAUGCUCUAGUUGAGGCUGUAGGGAUUGGUAAAGGAAAGGAAGAUCUCACAGUUUUCUCCACAGAUUCUUCAAAGUCCAAUCAUGCACUUUCUGGCCGGCCAGAAAUACCAGUGGGCAAGGCUUGCUCAAUGCUUACACCCGCUGAAAUAAUAACUUUUCUAACAGGUGAUUUCAGAUUAAGUAAAGCUCGAUCAAGUGAUCUCUUCUGGGAAGCUGUCUGGCCGCGUUUACUUGCCAGAGGCUGGCACUCUGAGCAACCUGGCGGUCAUAAUUAUGCUCUCCCAUGUAAGAAUUCUCUGGUCUUUCUUGUCCCUGGAGUCAAAAAGUAUACAAGGAAACUGGUGAAGGGAAAUCACUAUUUCGAUUCUGUUAGUGAUGUCCUAGGUAAAGUUGCUUCAGAUCCAGAGUUGAUAGAGCUUGAGUCAGUAACUGACAAUAAUUGCAAAAGUCUGGAAGGAAAUGGGUGGACAAAUGAAACAAAACUGGACUUAGAAAAUUCCACUGAUCAGCAACGCCACUGUUAUCUCAAGCCAAGAACUCCAAAUCGUAGCAUGGAUGUAUUGAAGUUUACUGUUGUGGACACAAGUCUGGCCAGUGAAAAGAUGUCAAAGGUGAGAGAACUGAGAAGCUUACCAGUGGGAGUUUUACCUUCUGCAUCUGAAAAUGAUUCUGACAGUGAAGAUACCUCGGAGGAGCAUACAAACGAAUCUGAAUCUGUCAAUACAAUGUGCUGUGAAAGGGAGAAUGCUGCUAUGGUUAAAUCUACCAAAGGUAAAAUUGGUAGGGAAGUCUCUACUGAGAUUAAUGACUUCAAAAAUAACCCCUCAAGUGAGGGGCUUCCGGUGGGUUCCACUACCUCCAAGGAGCGGAAGACAGGUUUGUUUAGCAACACACACAGAAAAAAUUCAAUGAAAUUCCAAUCAAGCUCAAGACAGGUUCUGGAUGACAAAAAUGUUAUUGCCCCUGUUACGAAAAGACGAAGGAGAUUAAGUGCCUGUAGCCGUGCAGAGAGAAAUUGCAAUGCUGCCAACAUCUUUGUGGCUGCAAGAGUGAAACAAGAAGAGGCAAGUAGCUGUUGUGACAGUUCAAAUUCUGACAAGAUUGUUUUCUCGGGAGAAAAUCCAAUAGUGGAGAAUAAAGAGAUCGCUAAUCCUCCGCCACAGGAGAUCAAGACUUUUGCCGAUCCUUCAUUAAACACGAGUCAAAUCAAUAGCGGGGAAGCUGUUCCUGCAAGUAGCUCUUCUUGCCAUGAUGAUCAACAUGAGAAACCCCGGAAGCGGACCAUGAUUGACCUUAACAUGCCUGUUUCAGCAGAAGCUGAAGCUGAUGAACUUUGCAAUGCCGAAACAAAUGAGAGACAACAUAAUAACUCCAGGGAGGACACAGAUGAUUCCUGUGCAGCCACGAUCUCCAUUGCUGAGGAUAACUCUGAGCAGCCUAACAUGAACACCCGAAGGCAGAGCACAAGAAACAGACCACUGACAGCAAAAGUGCUGGAAGCUUUUGCCUUUGGAUAUCUGGACAGAAAGGAGAAGCGCAAAGGUAGGGAUUAUCUACUGGACAGUCCAUCACCUAAACCUUCCCGACGUGUGCGUGGUAAAAAGUCAGGUGAGACUUCUAGUAGCAGUGGAGCAGAUUUCCAAAAGGAAGAAAGAACAAAUGUUAUGUGCAAUGGUAAUGGAGAUGUGAUUUUAACAGGCUUCAAGUCUAAUGAAGGGUGAAGGGGCUGGACACAGCAUGAGAAGAUCUCUGCAGUCUUUUGCCCGGGAAGAAUUGUAAUCACUUAUUCCCAAUAACGUCAUAGCACAUGACAUGAAAGGAGUCUUAUCAGACUUUAAUUUGGUACGGAACAU
Molecule: messenger RNA, 2930 nt
Organism: Neltuma alba
Lineage: Eukaryota; Viridiplantae; Streptophyta; Magnoliopsida; Fabales; Fabaceae
Exons: 4
Coding region: 147-2798 (883 amino acids)
Cellular component (GO): nucleus
Molecular function (GO): transcription corepressor activity
Source: RefSeq, a predicted model, not a curated record